This is a messenger RNA of Vespa mandarinia (Asian giant hornet), 9186 nucleotides long. RefSeq names its product filamin-type immunoglobulin domains fbug (gene jbug). Gene Ontology annotation, molecular function: actin filament binding. Lineage: Eukaryota; Metazoa; Arthropoda; Insecta; Hymenoptera; Vespidae. Gene Ontology annotation, biological process: actin cytoskeleton organization. The record is from RefSeq and is a predicted model, not a curated record.
AGUGAGCUCACGCACGUCGAAGGCGUUCGUCGACGUUCGUUGCGGUCUGGAUGCCAAAAAUGGCGUUUCUCGAUCGUUUUACUACCAUCAACGAAUUCAACAUCGAUUCCUAUUAAAACCUUACCGAUUAUCACAACUCAAAAAACAAAUAAAAGUAAUAGAAACGAGAUCGUUUCGUCGGUGCCGGGUUUUUGACGAGUGAAUGAUCGAUGAAAAUCUACGGCGUUGUCGUGUGUCUCCUCUUCGCAUAACGACUUUUUCUAUUUGAUAAAAAAACGAAAUCUCUAUUCGAGGAUCAACUUAACGAAUAAGAAUGCAGUCGACCGAGCAGUUAAGACCAGAGCAACUGGUGGGCCUGGUAGCUCGAUCAGCCGAGGGAACAGCCGCGAAGGGCAUGCCAAUUAAAGGUCACGAGGACUUGUGGGUGGAGAUUCAAGCAAAUACAUUCAGGAAUUGGGUGAACGAGCACCUGAAGCAUGCGGCCGAUGUAGGUAGCGAUCCUGUUUUGGACCUCGCCGAAGAUUUUAGAGAUGGUACACGUCUUUGUGCUCUUGUUGAGGUUCUCACUAAAAGACGUUUACCACGAUGGAAUCCAAGGCCAGCGAAUCAGCAUCAUCAUCUUGAAAAUGUCUCGACUGCGUUACAGGCUAUCGAGGCGGAUGGGGUGAAACUCGUCAAUAUCGGAAAUGUCGACAUCGUCAAUGGAAAUUUGAAACUUAUUCUCGGCCUGAUAUGGUCGCUUAUUGUGAGAUACCAAAUAGGCAAGUCCAAGUUCCCUCCAAAGAAGCUGAUGCUUGCAUGGCUCAAGGCUGUUUUACCAGAAUGCAGAGUAAAUAAUUUUACAACCGAUUGGAAUUCUGGUGUAUAUUUAAGUGCACUAUUGGAUUAUUGUAAGCCUGGAUUGUUCCCACAUUGGCGUCAACUCGAUCCUGAUGACAACGUCUACAAUUGCCAAAAAGCUAUGGAAAUAUCGAAACGAGAAUUUGAUAUUCCUAUGGUGUUGGAACCAGAAUACCUUGCGUCUCCAUAUUUAGAUGAACUCUCGGGAAUGACCUACUUAUCGUAUUUCAUGAAAGAAGGAUCACCCGGUUUCCAUGCCACUUUACGAUGGGUUAACUCACGUUUACCUCAUGAACCAAUACGAAACUUUAGAACCGAUUGGAACGAUGGUAGAGCAUUGUGCGCCAUCGUUAGAAAUUUAGGUGGACCUGCUCCAUCUUACGAAAAACUUCAUACCGAUCCUUCAGCUUGGGAACACAAUUUGCAAAUAGGUAUCGAUGGUGGUAAAAAACUAGGCGUGGAACCCAUUUUGAAAGCAAAAGAUAUGGCAGAUCAUAAUGUCGAACAUUUAGGCGUUAUGGCGUACGCAGCGUAUUUUCAAUGGGUGAAACCUCGCCCUCAAGCAAGCGAACAAAUUGUCGUUCAUAUAGAUAGUACAUCCGCUAGAGUACAACAGGCAGCACAUUUCAAACUGGAGAUGCUUACCAAAGAAGUUAACACACGAGAAGUUAGAGGUGAAGUUAUAAGUCCGAGUGGACGAGUCGAAUGUAGAUUAACUUGGAAUGGCGUACAUGGAAAAGGAACUUUUGUACCUACUGAAGUUGGAAUGCAUAAGUUAAUGGUAUAUAAUGACGGAGAAUUAAUCAAUGGAUGUCCCUAUUACUUCAGAGUUUUACCUGCCUUGACCAAAAUCAAAUCGCCCGGUAUGGAUCCUUGUGCAAUUGGAUCUAUCGUCGAGGUUCUAGUCAAUAGUUAUGGAACUAGUCACGAUGGGAUCGAUGUUACUGCAUGGUCACCGACAGGAAGACCAUUGGCAUGUCCAGUUAAAAAGAAUGAUGGUGUACAUACAGCAACAUUUCAACCAGAUGAAACAGGUGAAUGGAGUAUAGCGAUAACGCAUAAUGGAAAUCAUAUACAAGGUGGUCCAUUCACUUGUUUUGUGUUCGAUCCUAAUGGAAUCAAGUUACUCGAUACAGAUGGUGCUAUGCCAGGUCAACCAUUUUCCUUUAUUGUUGAUGCAAGAGGAACAGGAGGUCUCGGCGAUGUAAUCAUAGAUAUAGUACAUGAUAAGCAAUCUAUUUCUUAUAGAAUGGAAGAUAUUGGACAUAUGCAGUACCAUGUCUCAUUUGUUCCCUCUGAUGCUGGGAAAUACAGAGUUUAUGUUUACUUUAAUGGAUCAGACGUCAGAGGUUCUCCAUUUUCAAUAAGAGUUGGUACUCAGAAGGGUUCGAGAAGAUCAAAAGAAUCAACAUCCAGUUUAGAACGAUCGAAAGUAUCCUCUCUUGAAAGACGUAUGAAUGGAUUAAAUGUUUCCAUUACGCCAACUCGCGGCAGUCCUGUUCAAAAGAUUUAUUCCACUACUACGUACAAAUCAGCUAGCCCGACUCAACACGUUACCGAUUAUUCACCCGUACACCAGCAUUCUUCAACAUAUAAAACUUCAAACAAUUAUAGCAGCGAAAAUUCAACAUAUCAUAAAACAAAUUCUUUAAAUCAUUCACGUUCUCCGAAUCUUAAUCAAAGUCCUGUAUCUAGAAACGUUCAUAGUCCUUCUAUGAUCAAAGAAACAAAGGAAACAUAUUCAUCAACGACAUAUAAUCGUUCGAGAUCACCAGGAACUCAGACUCCGAGUUUAAUAAAGGAAUCAAAAGACAUUUAUGCAUCCAGCACUUUAACUAGAUCUCGAUCACCGAAUCUAAGCCCAGCGUCUCCAGGAUCGCAACAUUCACCGACCAUCAAGGAAUCAAGAGACAUUUAUCAAACUGGUUCCUUAAAUAGAUCUCGCUCGCCCAAUCGCAGUCCUAUGUUUCGUAGUGCUACGCAAAGUCCUGUCAGUAGAAGUUUUAGUCCAAGAAUAAGUGAUAAAGAAACCGGUUAUAAUGGAAGAAGUUUUAUGGACAAUAGUGUUGUCGAUACAAGUAGUAACGUAAGAGUAUCGUCUAUGGUGGGUGGUACUUCUCGUCGUGAUUCGUGGGACGCCAUAGCCAAAACAAAAUCUUUGCUUUCUUAUGGUAGCCUAGAAUCCCUUGCAAAUCUCACUAAUAACUCUCCGAUAGCUGAGCAUACGACAAAUACUCAAGAUCCUACAAGUAAUGAUUACAAAAAUGAUUAUCAUGCUUAUAGUACGAAAGAUACAACACAAACUAUAACAAAUACCGAGAAAUUUACCAGCGAAACUCAAAGUAAUCGUACGCAAACUCAUGGUAUUCUAAAAAAUAAAACUAAUAAUUAUUAUAAAAGCGUCGAUACUGCAGAUUCCACACAUGAUCGAUAUGUCAAUAAUGGUACUUACGUAUCAACGCAAAUAAAAAAUUCAUCACUCGUUACUGGGAGCGCUAUCGAAAUAUUACCUGUUCAUAGACCAACAACCUUCACUAUUGAUCCGAGUGUAGAUCCCAAUAAAAUUUCUGUUAAUGUUACAGGUCCAAAUGGUAAACUUAUACCCAUUCAGAAAUCAACUCUUCGUGGCUUAACGUAUACGAUAACUGCUGAAGAAGUCGGAGAACAUAUCAUACAAAUUUUGCUCAAUGGACAACACAUCAAAGGAUCGCCAUUUAGAUCACAAGCUUACAAUGCAAGAGCUAUACAAGUUGGUCAUAUACCGAAUGGAGUGGUCAACGAACCAGUUGAAUUUGAAAUUGAUGGCUCGAGAGCUGGAUCUGGAAAUUUAGAAAUUUUGGUAAACGGUGGCCAUGUUACGAGUUUUGUUAGAGCGCUAGGUAGUCAACGUUUCUUAGCAUCAUUCGUACCUCAUGAAGCUGUUACACAUUUGGUUGAAAUGACAUUCAAUGGCGAAGUCGUUCCCGGAUCAUCUUGGCGAGUGACAAUCAUGCCAGCACCAAAGAUGUCUGUUAUUGGUGAAUCAGUCAGAUUGGUACCUGCUGGUAGUCCUGCAUCAUUUGAAUUAUCUGCACUUGGCUUCAGUAGUAAUGAAAUUGAUGUACAAAUUUUAACACCUUCAAAACGACAUAUAUCUGCAAGAAUAGAAGAAGAAUCUGGUCGUACUGGAGAAUUUCGUGUUGAAUUCACACCAACAGAAGUCGGAAGUCAUCUUGUAGAAAUAAGCAUCGCGGGACAAAAGCUACCGGCAGGACCUCUUGUUGCCAAGGUGUAUAACAGCAGUUUGAUACAAGUCACUGAUGUACCUAGCGCUGUUGUUGGUCAUGCCUGUCAAUUUAGAGUUGACGCAAGUGCAGCUGGUGAAGGUCAAUUAGAAAUAUCUAUAAAUGAAGGAGAAGUACCAAAUCAUGUUCAAGUUGUGGGCGGUGGACGUUGCCUUGUAUCUUUCACCCCUGAGAUUGCUAAAUCACAUUACAUUGAUAUAAAAUUUAAUGGAGAAGCUGUACGUGGAUGUCCAUUUAUUUGUAAUGUGUCCGACACGAGCAGAGUCACAUUAAAUUUAAAUCAUUUAGAAUUGAUACCUGUAGAUCAACCGGCUAAUUUCCACAUGGAUGUUGAUGGAAGUGGAAGUGCUGAACUUGCGGUUUCCGUAAGGGGACCAAAUAUGGAAUUACCAGUUAAAGUUACUGGUGAUAUAAAUAGUGGCUUUACAGCUGAAUUUAUACCAAGAGAUGUAGGUGUACAUUCAAUUAGUGUUGAAUAUAAUGGUCAUCCAGUAAAUGGUACACCAUUUUUAGCCAAAGCAUUUAAUGCAGACAAAGUAUUAAUUGGCCCUGUUGCAAGAGGUAGUGUUGGACAACCAACACAUUUUACUGUUGAUGCAAGUCAAGCUGGUGAAGGAAAUUUGGAGAUUACAAUAUCUGCUCGUAGUCAAAAUAUCCCCACUCAAGUUACGCCUCAAGGCAAUGCUCGUUUCUCAGUCAGUUUUGUGCCUUUCGAGGCAUGUGAACAUAUCAUUAAUAUAGCCUUCAACAAACGAACUGUACCAGGCUGUCCUAUAAUAACAAGGGUGGGUGGUGAUAGCCAUGUAACUGUAAGUGGACAGGCAUUAAGCAGUGCUGGUUUAGGAAGGCAAAGCUAUCUUACUGUCAGUAACGUUGCCGGUAGCUUGGAAGAUUUAGAAGUUAAUGUUGAAGGGCCCAAUGGACAGGCCGUACCAGCUCAAGUCACUGACAACAAAGAUACAACAUGCACCGUGGCAUUUACACCAAGAGUAGUAGGAGAACACAGAAUAGCAGUAAAUUAUAGAAAUAUUCCAGUGGCUGGCAGCCCCUUCAGUUGCAAAGUAUAUGAUGUUACUGCCAUCAAAGUAAAGGAUGCUAAACGAGGUGUUAUUGGUACACCUGUUACAUUUUUGGUGGAAACAAGUCAAGCAGGACCAGGAAAUCUAGAAGUUACUGUAAAUGGAGGACGUGUACCAACUUCUGCUCAAGCACAAGGUCCUCAUACAUAUGCGAUAUCAUUUACUCCUAGAGAACCAAUUGUGCAUACUGUUGACUUAAGAUUCAAUGGUGAAGAUGUACCUGGAAGUCCAUUCAGUUGUCAGGUCAGUGAUACAGCUAAAGUAUUGAUAACUGAUGGGCUAGAAAAAGUAUCUGUAAAUCGUGUUGCAUCGUUUACCAUAGAAGCAGAUUCAUCUUUGGGAACACCUGUAGUAGAAGUAUUAUCACCCACAAGAGAGAGCUUACUAAUUCACAUUAAACAAAGUGCUCAUGGAUCAUAUACUGCUGGAUUUACACCAAAAGAUGUUGGUGAUCAUAGUGUUGAAGUGAAACUGGGUGGAUCUCACGUUGAAGGUAGUCCUUUUCUUGUAAAAGCUUAUAAUGCUGACAAGGUAAAAGUAACAGACAUAAAUAGUGGUGUUGUGGGCAAACCUGUCUUUUUCAGUAUUAAUGCCAGUCAAGCAGGUGCUGGUAAUCUUGAAAUCAUAGUCGCAGUCAAUGGUAAAAAUGUACCAAAUUAUGUACAAAGUGAAGGUAAUGCAAAAUUUAGAGUUAAUUUUAAACCACAAGAAGCUGCAGUACAUAGUCUUAGUGUACGUUUUAAUGGGGAACCUGUACCAGGUUCACCAUUUAGCUGUAAAGUAGUUGGUGCAGGUCAAGCAGUAAUAACAGGCAAUAAUCUAAAAAUGGGUGCUGUUAAGCGAUUGAUUUCUUUUACUGUGGAUCCACAAGCACCUUCAACAAAUUGUGACGUGAUUGUCACGCCACCUUCAAAUAUAGCUCUUCCUAUUACAAUAGAACCUAUUGAUGGAAAAUAUAAUGUAAGUUUUGUACCUACAGAAGUCGGCAGACAUAAUGUUAGCAUAUUAGUAGAUGGAGAACCAAUUAAAGGGUCGCCGUUCGCUUGCAAUAUUUAUGAUGUGACUAAGGUCCAUGUAUCUGGUCUUACAGAAGCCUUAUUAGGUCAAGCCACAACUUUUACUGUAGAUGCAGCAGAAGCUGGAGAGGGAACAUUAGAAUUGGUAGUAAGCACUGAAAAUAAUACAGUUAAAGCUGAGGUAGUUGCUUGUGCGCGUGGCCUUUAUGACGUAACAUUUGUCCCUCAAACCACAAGCACUCAUUAUGUUAACAUUAGUUUUAAUGAUGAUAAUGUCCCAGGUAGUCCAUUUAAAUGUCCUGUUACUACAAAUAUGUUAGAUGGACCUUCUAUGAUACGAGUUGGAAAUACAGCAUAUAUGGAUUUGGAUAUGUUAGGUCUACAAGGACCAGUAUCUGCAGAAGUAACAGGUCCAGAUGGAAUAAUUAUACCAAGUACAUUGACUAAAUUAUCUUCUACUUUAUAUAGAGUAGAAAUUCGAACUCGUCAAGUUGGUACAUAUAGUGUAAUGUUUAGUGAUGGUCAUAAAGUUAUUAGUUCUCAAACUCUUCAAGCUUUUGAUCCAAGUAAAGUAUCUGUUAAAGAAGUUGCUGAUGUAGUUUGUCAUCGUCCUGGAACAAUCCUAGUUGUUGCAUCAAAAGAAUCUGGACCUGGGAAAUUAACUGUAAAUGUUCGAGCUGGUGGAGCAGAUGUUGAUAGUUUAAUUCGCGAAGGAGAUAAUGGUGUUUAUGAAAUUGUUUUCCAUCCAACACGUGCAGCUCCUCACAAAGUGCAUAUCAAAUAUAAUGAUGUUCAUAUUUCAGGAAGCCCAUUAGAUGUAACAGUACGUAGUCCUACAGGUGGACGAGAAGUAACUGCAACUGGUUUAGGAUUGUAUCAAUCAUGUGUUGGUAAAGUAACAUCAUUUACUAUUGAGACAUUAGGACGUCCUGGGAAAGAAUUUGAUGUUGUGAUCAGUGGUCCACAAGGUAAUGCAGUACCUGUGAGAUGUUAUCAGCAUAGGGAUGGAAAUUUACUUGCUGAAUUUACUACUAAUUCUGUAGGUACAUAUAAAAUUGAUGUCUUGCAUGGUGCAAAACCAGUUUUAGGUUCUCCUUUUUUCUGUCAAGCAUUUGAUGCUUCAAAAGUAAAAUUACAAGAAUUAGGGCCAAUGACUGUAACUGUUCAUGAUCACAUUGCACUUAAAUUGAUGAAAACGGAGGCUGGAAUGGCAGAUUUAGACGUAACCGCAACAAGUCCUUUAGGACAAGAACUUCCUCUACAAGUUACUCCUCUUAACGAUGGAGCAGAAAUGAUAGAAUUAUCACCUAGUGUUCCUGGAACUUAUAUGAUUAAUAUUACUUAUGGUGGAUGUUCUAUUCCUGGCAGUCCAGUAGCUUGUACAGUAGAUGCUGCUGGACAAGCUCGUGCUAAAGGUGAAGGUUUGCUAAGUGGCCAUGUAGGUAAAUCAGCUCAUUUUAUUGUUACUGGCACAAGAAGUCCUCCAGCAGUGCAGGUGGAUGGUCCAGAUAGUGUUUCUAAAGCAACUGUAGAAGCAGGUGUUAAUCCAGGAACUUGGAAUGUAUCUUACAUUCCUAUUGAAGUAGGUGUAUUUGACAUUAGGGUUGUUUCUGCUGGUCAACAAUUACCUGGAUCCCCUUGGCAUCCAAAGAUUAUAGACACUCGUAAUCUUCGUGUUAUUGGUGGAUGGACUGCUGUUUGUGAUGAUAUUGGUCGUUUAAAAUUACACCCGUCUAAUAAAAUCAGUUUUGACACUGCAGAAGCAGGGCCUGGUGAACUCACUGGAAAUAUCGGAGAUCAUCCAUUGACAUUUGAAAUGACUUCUAGUAACAGACUGAAACUAGUACCACCUCAUUUAUCUAGUGGAGAACAUCGUUUAGAAAUAUUUUUUAAUGGUGUACCUUUUCCUGGAGCACCAAAACUUGCAUAUGUUCAAGAUCUUGAGCCGCCAGUACAAGACACUAGUAGAGUAUUAUUGCGAGGUCGGGGGUUAACUUCAGCAAAAUGCGGUGAAGAAGUUAGUUUUAUAAUAGAUGGUUCUCAAGCUGGUAAUGGUACUCCAAAAGUACAACUUUUCUCUCCUACUAGUGAACUUAAUGUAAUGCUGCAACAUUUGGGUGACAGUGUAUACCGUGCAAGUUAUAUACCACAAACACCAGAUCCACUUCUAAUGACUGUCUCAUGGAAUGGCAGACAAUUAAAAGGAUGUCCUUUACAAAUUAAUGUAACGAGCGCAGCAGAUGCAUCAAGAGUUAUCUGUUCGGGAGAUGGUUUAAAACAUGGCAUUGUUGGACAAGAGAUAAGAAGUUUUAUUGAUACAAGAAGAGCAGGACCUGGUGAGCUGACAGCACAUUGUGUUGGUCAACAUAAAGUAGCUUAUUGUGAACUUUAUGAUCAUGGUGAUGCAACGUUUACUCUUAACGUGAAACCUCAAGAAGCAGGCCGACAUGCUUUAACAAUUAAAUAUGCAGGAGAACACGUACCAGGUUCGCCUUUCACGCUACGUGUUUCUGGAGCUCCUGACGCAUCAAAAGUUCGAGUAUAUGGGCCAGGAAUCGAACAUGGUGUAUUAGCAACAUUUCAAUCUCGGUUUAUCUGUGAUACUCGAGGAGCUGGCGCUGGUCAAUUAACAGUGAGAGUAAGAGGACCUAAAGGUGCAUUUAGAGUUGAAAUGCAAAGGGAAACUCAAAAAGACAGGAUAAUCCUUUGUCGUUAUGAUCCAACAGAGCCUGGUGAUUAUAGAGUAGAAGUACGCUGGGCUGGUGUACUUGUGCCUGGUUCACCAUUCCCAGUUAAAAUUGUUGAUACACAAGAUGAAUUAUUAAUGCUCACACAGGGUGGAGAUAAUUAUUCGACAGGCCAUCAUACUAUCACGUCAUGGCGUGGGUCGCAAGCUAUAUUGUAAAAAAUUGUCAUAUAAUAUUGUUAUUACUUUAUAUGGACUAAUAAUAUAUUUCAUAAUAUAUA